GCAGCCACUGUGCACAUCAGCAAUGUGAACGGGUCCCUGUGGGCCAGUGCUCACGGCAAGGCUCCCCACACAGGGAAAUAAAUGUACUUUAAGCAGUCGGAAAGAGAGGGGGAGAGCGAGGUGAGAACGAGAAGUGAAGAUGAGGGAGUUGGGAAAGGGAGAUUGUGGGAGGGAGAGAGCGAGGAAGAGACGGAUGUUGCCUGUUAACCUCAGACAGGAAUAUAGGCAAGAAAGUGUUCUUUCCAGCCUGACAUAUUGCUCUGGCGUUUGCAGCUUCUGAAACAUUGACAACUUGGCUGUAGUUAUCACGUCGCAUUAAUCCAUGUGUUAUAAGACCUGCCAAUCAAUCUGGGAGUGAUGGCAGGUUCCUGCGUUUUGAAUGUUCCUUUCCCCAUGUUUAUAUUUGAAUCACAGAUUGGGCCGUUCAGCAUAUGCAGCUUGCACAUGAGAUCCAGUGCCACCCCUCAAAACCUCGCAGUUAAGAUGAACUCAAUUACUAAGAUGUUGGGACAUUAAAAUGGAUUUUUUAGGUCUAUAGGUCCGAAAUCAAUCUGUAACACAGCUUUAGCUAAGGAUAGCCGAGACUAGUCCAACUAGUCUUAACCAGCCUAACGCAUAUCACUGUGGGGUUACCUUACUUUCUGUUAUUCCUAUAAAUGUACACAUUUCUGUAGCGCAAUAGGUUUUUAAGGUUAUGUUAUCCAGAUACCUGGUGGCAGAGGAUCGUUGGGCCAACGAGGAACACCUGGUGCUGCUAAUGGUCUCUCUGUCUGCUGCAGGUUUCUGCUUCUCUUUUCAGUGACUAAGAGCACCCAACAACAGAGAACAUGGCAUGCUCUCAUUACCUCAACGAGGAGAGAAAACAUUACCAAGUGGCAGAGGUCCUCGCUUAAGUAAACCGAGCCGAGCCGAGACAGGGACAGAGCCUCAGGACUCCAGGUCCAGGUCUAGGUCCAGGUCUAGGUCCAGGGUCCAGGGUCCACGGAGGCUAUCGUGGAAGCGAAGAUGCGGGCGCUCGGGGCCGUGACAGUCGGUGUGCUGUGGGCGCUGCUGGCCGCUGCGGUGCCCGACGACGUGUCGGAGCUGGCGACGCUGGUGCAGGAGCAGUUCAAGCCCGAGUCCUCCCUGCUGAAGCCAAAGGUUAUGAUCGCCAUUGUGGCUCGCAACGCAGCGCACAGCCUGCCACACUACCUGGGCUGCAUCGAGAGGCUGGAGUACCCGAAGGAGCGCAUCGCGAUCUGGGCGGCGACAGACCAUAAUGUGGACAACACCACUGCUAUGUUGAGAGAAUGGCUGAAGAGAGCCCAGAGCGUCUACCACUACGUGGAGUGGAGACCCAUGGAGGAGCCCAAGUCCUACACAGAUGAGUGGGGGCCGAAGCACUGGCCUCCUUCGAGGUUCAACCAUGUGAUGAAGCUGAGACAGGCGGCGCUGAAGGCCGCCAGGGAACGAUGGGCCGACUACAUACUUUUUGUCGACAGCGACAACCUGCUGACCAACCCCCGCGUGCUGAACCUGCUGAUGGCUGAAAACUUGACCCUGGCUGCUCCCAUGUUAGAGUCUCGCUCGCUCUACUCCAACUUCUGGUGCGGCAUCACCCCGCAGGGUUACUACAAGCGAACCCCGGACUACCAGCCCAUACGGGAGUGGAAGCGGCUCGGCUGCUACGCCGUUCCCAUGGUGCACAGCACCUUCUUAAUGGACCUGCGUCGGGAAUCCAGCCGGGACCUGUCCUUCUACCCCCCUCACCCGGACUACAGCUGGGCCUUCGACGACAUCAUGGUGUUUGCUUUCUCGGCUCGUCAAGCAGGUGUGCCGAUGUACGUGUGUAACAGAGAACAUUACGGUCUCCUGCCCGUCCCUCUCAAAGCGCAGCAGAGCGUGGAAGAAGAAAGAGAGAGUUUCAUACACACCAUCACAGAGGCUUUAAUUGACCACGACAUCGAGCCCUCCGAGCACCUGUACUCUCCGCCCUCCCUGCAGGGCACCAUGGGCUUCGAUGAGGUUUACCUGAUCAACCUGAAGCGUCGGCUGGACAGAAGAACCAGGAUGUUGAAAACGAUGUCUUCGCUGGGUAUACACACCACGCUGAUGGACGCAGUGGACGGAAAGGCUCUCAAUACGUCCCAGCUGCAGGCUCUAGGAAUAGAGAUGCUGCCGGGCUACAAGGACCCGUACUCCGGCCGGGUGCUGACCAGAGGGGAGAUCGGUUGCUUCCUCAGCCACCACUCCGUAUGGAAACAGGUGUUGGAGCGCGGCCUCCAGAGGGUUCUUCUUUUAGAGGACGACGUGCGGUUUGAACCCAGGUUUAAACGACGGCUCCAGGCCAUAAUCGAUGACAUAGACAAAACCCAGCUGGACUGGGACCUCAUCUACGUGGGGCGUAAACGCAUGCAGGUGCAGCAGCCGGAGCAGUCGGUGGACGGCGUGAACAACCUGGUCAAGGCCGACUACUCCUACUGGACGCUCGGCUACGCGCUGUCGCAGCAAGGAGCCCGGAAGCUGCUGGCCGCCGACCCCUUCACGAGGAUGCUGCCCGUCGACGAGUUCCUGCCCGUCAUGUUCGACAAACACCCAAACACUCAGUUCAUGUCUCACUUUGAGCCGCGGGACCUGAAGGCCUUCUCCGUGGAGCCGCUGCUCAUCUAUCCCACCCACUACACCGGAGAGCCGGGCUACAUCAGCGACACGGAGACCUCCACCAUCUGGGACGACGAGGCCGUGUCCACAGACUGGGACCGGCAGGACGCCCGCAAGACGGCGCAGCAGGACAGCAUCCGGCCCGUGGCGCAGAACAGCGUCUCCGGAGAAUCGCCGCCGCCUGCAGCUCGAGCCUCGCGGGACGAACUCUGA
Cyclopterus lumpus (lumpfish) is the source of this 2853-nucleotide messenger RNA. RefSeq names its product collagen beta(1-O)galactosyltransferase 2 (gene colgalt2). NCBI's taxonomy places the organism in Eukaryota, Metazoa, Chordata, Actinopteri, Perciformes, Cyclopteridae. Bases 1006 to 2853 code for a protein of 615 amino acids. The transcript has 15 exons. Gene Ontology annotation, molecular function: procollagen galactosyltransferase activity. The record is from RefSeq and is a predicted model, not a curated record.